Molecule: messenger RNA, 753 nt
Organism: Penicillium soppii
Lineage: Eukaryota; Fungi; Ascomycota; Eurotiomycetes; Eurotiales; Aspergillaceae
Product: alpha/beta hydrolase
Exons: 1
Coding region: 1-753 (250 amino acids)
Source: RefSeq, a predicted model, not a curated record
AUGAAUGAUUCUACCACUGUCCUCUUUGUCCCAGGCGCAUGGCAUAGCCCUGAUUGCUUUGAUCUAGUGAUUCAACGCCUUGAAGCAGCCAAUUAUAAGACCGACAAAGUUCAUCUCCCUUCAGUCGGCCCGCCCAAGCAUUAUUCGAACUUUGAUGUCGAUGUUGCCCAAAUCCAUUCCCAAAUUGAACGUGCAGCAGAUGCAGGUCAAAAUGUUGUCGUAGUCGUCCACUCUUACGGCAGCUUGCCCUCAAAUGAAGCAAUCAAGGGACUUGACAUCAAGUCCAGACAGAAGAAUGGUCUACCAGGAGGCGUCACUCAUUUAUUCUUCUGCUGCUCCUUCGUCAUUAAGGAGGGUGAUUCCUUGAUCGGCGCCUUCGGUGGGAAUGAUCUCCCUUGGUUCAUUGUCGGCGAUGACAAAUUGGAAGUCGCUGCCGACAAACCGGAGGAGAUUUUCUACCAUGACUGUGAUCCUGCUCAAAUUCAAUCCGCCAUCGCCGCUUUGCAGCCUCAUAGCUAUCAAACGUUCCAUAGCCCCUGCACCUAUGCGGCAUGGAAGGAUGUACCUAGUACCUACUUGUACUGCAUCCAAGAUGCAGCUAUUCCGCUCGCUGUCCAGAAGAUGAUGGUUGAAGGAACGGGUCAGGGAUCAGGCAUGAGGACUGAAACUGUGGAUGCAUCGCAUAGUCCUUUUUUCAGCAAACCGGACGAGGUCACCGCGGCUAUUCGACGGGCUGCUGGUGAGAAUUUCUGA